AUGGCGAAGAAGAGCGCCGAGAACGGCAUCUGUAGCGUGUCCAGCGACCAGAAGAAGGGCCCCAUCAUCGCGCCCGGGCCCGACGGGGCCCCGGCCAAGGGCGACGGCCCCGCGGGCCUGGGGACACCCGGCGGUGGCCUGGCCGUGCCGCCGCGCGAGAUAACCUGGACGCGCCAGAUGGACUUCAUCAUGUCGUGCGUGGGCUUCGCCGUGGGCCUGGGCAACGUGUGGCACUUCCCCUACCUGUGCUACAAGAACGGCGGAGGUGUGUUCCUUAUUCCCUGCAUCCUGAUAGCCCUGGUCAGAGGAAUCCCCAUUUUCUUCUUGGAAAUCUCGCUGGGCCAGUUCAUGAAGGCCGGCAGCAUCAAUGUCUGGAACGUCUGUCCCCUGUUCAAAGGCCUGGGCUAUGCCUCCAUGAUGAUCAUCUUCUACUGCAACACCUACUACAUCAUGGUGCUGGCCUGGGGCUUCUAUUACCUGGUCAAGUCCUUUACCACCACGCUGCCCUGGGCCACAUGUGGCCACACCUGGAACACUCCCGACUGUGUGGAGAUCUUCCGCCAUGAAGACUGUGCCAGUGCCAGCCUGGCCAACCUCACCUGUGACCAGCUUGCUGACCGCCGGCCCCCUGUCAUCGAGUUCUGGGAGAACAAAGUCUUGAGGCUGUCUGGGGGACUGGAGGUGCCAGGGGCCCUCAACUGGGAGGUGACCCUUUGUCUGCUGGCCUGCUGGGUGCUGGUCUACUUCUGUGUCUGAAAGGGGGUCAAAUCCAUGGGAAAGAUCGUGUACUUCACUGCUACAUUCCCCUACAUGGUCCUGGUCAUGCUGCUGGUGCUUGGAGUGCUGCUGCCUGGCGCCCUGGAUGGCAUCAUUUACUAUCUCAAGCCUGACUGGUCAAAGCUGGGGUCCCCUCAGGUAUGGAUAGAUGUGGGGACCCAGAUUUUCUUUUCUUAUGCCAUUGGCCUGGGGGCCCUCACAGCCCUGGGCAGCUACAACCGCUUCGACAACAACUGCUACAAGGAUGCCAUCAUCCUGGCUCUCAUCAACAGUGGGACCAGCUUCUUUGCUGGCUUCGUGGUCUUCUCUAUCCUGGGCUUCAUGGCUGCAGAGCAGGGCAUGCACAUUUCCAAGGUGGCAGAGUCAGGGCCGGGCCUGGCCUUCAUCGCCUACCCACAGGCUGUCACACUGAUGCCAGUGGCCCCACUCUGGGCUGCCCUGUUCUUCUUCAUGCUGUUGCUGCUUGAUCUCGACAGCCAGUUUGUAGGUGUGGAGGGCUUCAUCACCAGCCUCCUCGACCUCCUCCCAGCCUCCUACUACUUCUGUUUCCAAAGGGAGAUAUCUGUGGCCCUCUGUUGUGCCCUCCGCUUUGUCAUUGAUCUCUCCAUGGUGACUGAUGGUGGGAUGUAUGUCUUCCAGCUGUUUGACUACUACUCGGCCAGCGGCACCACCCUGCUCUGGCAGGCCUUUUGGGAGUGCGUGGUGGUGGCCUGUGUGUACAGAGCUGACCGCUUCACGGACGACAUUGCCUGUAUGAUCGGGUACCGACCUUGCCCCUGGAUGAAAUGGUGCUGGUCCUUCUUCACCCCGCUGGUCUGCAUGGUCAUCUUCAUCUUCAACGUUGUGUACUACGAGCCGCUGGUCUACAACACCUACGUGUACCCGGGGUGGGGUGAGGCCAUGAGCUGGGCCUUCGUGCUGUCCUCCAUGCUGUGCAUGCCACUGCACCUCCUGGGCUGCCUCCUCAGGGCCAAGGGCACCAUGGCUGAGUGCUAGCAGCACCUGACCCAGCCCAUCUGGGGCCUCCACCACUUGGAGUACCGAGCUCAGGAUGCAGAUGUCAGGGGCCUGACCACCCUGACCCCAGUGUCCAAGAGCAGCAAGGUCGUCGUGGUGGAGAGUGUCAUGGGACAGCUCAGCUCACAUCACCAGUUCACCUCUGGUCUGUGGGGCAAGAGGCUGCAAUAUUCCAUCCUGGGUGUCUGGGCUGCUAACCUGGCCUGCUCAGGCUUCCCACCCUGUGCCCUGGGCUGGGCACACCCCCGGGAAGGGACCCCGGACACGGCUCCCACAUCCAGGCUCAAGGCGGAUGCACUUCCUGCACCUCCAGUCUUCUGUGUAGCGGCUUUAACCCACGUAUGUCUGUCACGUCCAGUCCCGAGACAGCUGAGUGACCCCAAGAAAGGCUUCCCUGACACCCGGACAGAGGCUGGAGGGCUGGGGCUGGGUGAGGGUGGUGGGCCUGCGGGGACAUUGUUACUGUGCUAA
Gorilla gorilla gorilla (western lowland gorilla) is the source of this 2265-nucleotide messenger RNA. RefSeq names its product sodium- and chloride-dependent creatine transporter 1-like. Gene Ontology annotation, molecular function: gamma-aminobutyric acid:sodium:chloride symporter activity; creatine:sodium symporter activity. Gene Ontology annotation, biological process: nitrogen compound transport; sodium ion transmembrane transport; amino acid transport. The record is from RefSeq and is a predicted model, not a curated record. Gene Ontology annotation, cellular component: plasma membrane. Lineage: Eukaryota; Metazoa; Chordata; Mammalia; Primates; Hominidae.